Molecule: messenger RNA, 7242 nt
Organism: Rhinolophus ferrumequinum (greater horseshoe bat)
Lineage: Eukaryota; Metazoa; Chordata; Mammalia; Chiroptera; Rhinolophidae
Gene: ZAN
Product: zonadhesin
Cellular component (GO): membrane
Molecular function (GO): protein binding
Source: RefSeq, a predicted model, not a curated record
AUGGCUCCUCCAAUCUGGACUCUGGUGCUGCUGGUGGCAGCUGCAAUCUCAAGGAAAGAGAAGCCUCCAGACUGGAAGCCAGUCGCCCGCAGCUCUAGGGACAACGCCAUUAUCACCCAGUGUAAUUUUGAGGACAACUCCAAACCCUUCUGUGAUUGGACACAAGUGUCCACAGAUGACGGGGACUGGACUCGAGCCAGUGGGCCUUCCCACACUGGCAGCAGCAGACCCCCCGGGGGGUACCCCAAUGGAGAGGGCUACUACCUGCACAUGGACUCAAGCACCUUCUACCCGGGUGGGGUGGCCCGCCUGCGCAGCCCCCCCAUAUGGGAGCAAGGUCCCCUGUGCGUACGCUUUGCCUACCACAUGUUUGGGCUGUCACGGGGUGCCCAGCUCAAACUGCUGCUGUUCAGGAGCACCAAGCACAAGCACCCCCACCUGCUCUGGAAACACAUUAACACCCAGAGCCUCUCCUGGAUGCCUACCGCUGUCACUGUGCCCAUGGGGCACACCCUGCCCAGCCGGCUGAUGUUUGAAGGAGUGAGGGGCAGCACUGCUUACCUGGACAUCUCUCUGGACGCCAUCGCUGUCUACCAUGGCUCCUGCAAUCAGGUCUGUAAAAUGCAAAUGUGCAACUUCGACACUCUAAAUGAUCUCUGUGGCUGGAGUUGGAUCCCGACGCCUUCUGGGGCCAAGUGGGUCCAGAAGAAGGGGUCGUCGGGGAUGCCAAACGUGGGGCCUGAGAAUGACUUCUCCAACCCCGGUAGCGGCUUCUACAUGCUCCUGGACCCUAAGAAUGCAAAACCAAGUCAGAAAUCUGUUCUCCUUAGCCCCCUGAGCCAGUCAUCAGGCUGUCUGAGCCUGUCUUUCCACUAUACCCUCCGUGGCCGGUCUCCUGGCGCAGCCCUCACCAUCUAUGCUUCCGUCUUGGGCAGCACCCGGAAACACACACUUUUCUCAGGACAAUCUGGACCCAACUGGCAGCCUGUUGCUGUCAAUUACACAGGCCAGGGACAGAUUCAGUUUACCAUGGUGGGUGUGUUUGGAAAGAUCCCAGAACCAGCUGUGGCAGUGGAUGCAGUCAGCAUUGCUCCCUGUGGGGAGAGCUUUCCUCAGUGUGACUUUGAAGAUGCUGCCCAUCCUUUCUGUGGCUGGGCCCAGACAUCAGGCACUGGCGGACACUGGACCCGGGGUAGUCAAAAUAUGCCCAUCCAGGGAACAGGCCCCUUCGGAGGGUCCCUUAACAGAGGUGGUAACUAUAUCUACCUUGAAGCUGACAGGUUCUCCCAGGCAGGCCAGUCUUUCAGACUGGUGAGCCGGCCCUUCUGUGCCCCGGGUGCGGUCUGUGUGGAAUUUGCCUACCACAUGCAUGGCCUUGGAGAGGGCACUAAGCUGAAGCUCCUGCUGGCGAGUCCUGCGGGCAAUUCCACAACUUCUCUCUGGCAACGCGUUGGGUCUCAGAGGCCUGACUGGCUGAAUGCCUCCAUCACCAUCCCUUCAGGACACCAACAGCCCAUGCAGCUGAUACUUGAGGCCGUCAGGGGGACCAGCACUGCCUUUGUCGUUGCUGUGAGUUUCAUCUUGAUCAAUCAUGGGACCUGUCGAGCAAAACAUAUGGUCCCCACAGAAAAACCCACUGUUCCCAGUGAAAUAUCCACCAUCCCCACAGAAAAGCCCAUGUUCCCCACAAAAAAACCUAUGGCUCCCACAGUAAAACCCACUGUCUCCAAUGAAAUAUCCACUAUCCCCAUGGAAAAGCCUAAAGUCCCCACAAAAACGCACAUCAUCCCCACAGAAAAAUCCACCUUCUUCACAGAAAAGCCCACCAUUUCCACUGAAAAGCUUACUGUUCCCAUUGAAAAACCCACAGUUCCCACAGAAAAACCUACAGUCCCCACAGAAAAACCCACUGUCCCACCUGAAGAGCCCACUGUCCCCACAGAAAAACCUGUCCCCACUGAAAAACCCGCCAUCUCCACAGAAAAAUCCACAGUCCCCACUGAAAAACCCACUGUCCUCAUUGAAAAGCCCACCAUGCCCACGGAAAAACUGACUGUCCCCACCGAAAGGUCUGUAGCUCCUACGACACCCCAGCCCAACCCCACACUUGUACCCACUGGGCCUACAGUCUUGGUGACAGCUCCUAGUGCUCCAAGCACCUCCAUGAUCACGGUGACCCUGGCUACCACUGCAACCCCUAGAUCCACUUCAGCAAGCUGCCCCCCAAAUGCCCGCUAUGAAACCUGCGCCUGCCCAGCAUCCUGCCAGAACCCCAAGCCGAACUGCGAGCUCCUCUGCAAGCCCGGCUGUGUCUGCAAUUCUGGCUUUUUGUUUAAUGACUCCCACUGCAUCAAUGCCUCUUCCUGCAACUGCUUCUACAACAAUAAUUACUACAAGCCUGGGGCAGAGUGGCUUAGCCUUAAUUGCACAGAACAUUGCCGUUGCUGGCCUGGCAGUCGGAUGGAGUGCCAGACCUCUCAGUGUGGGACACACACGGUAUGCCAGCUGAAGAACGGCCAGUACAGAUGUCACCCCUAUGCAGGCACUGCCACCUGCUUUGUCUAUGGCGACCCUCAUUAUCUCACCUUUGACGGGAGACACUUUAGCUUCAUGGGCAAAUGCACCUACAUCUUGGCCCAACCCUGUGGCAACUUGACAGAGCCCUUCUUCCGGGUGGCAGUGAAGAAUGAGGAGCGAGGACAGGAAGGUGUGUCUUGCCUGAGCAAAGUCUACGUGAGACUACCCGAGACCACCAUCACCCUGCUCAGGAACAGGCGCACGCUGGUUGGGGGUCAACAAGUCACCCUCCCAGCCACACCUUCUAAAGGCAUCUUCCUGGCUCCAAGUGGACGAUUUGUGGAGCUGCAGACGGCAUUCGGUUUGCGUGUGAGAUGGGAUGGUGACCAGCAGCUGUUUAUGAGUGUGCCCAGCACCUACUCUAGCAAACUCUGUGGUUUCUGUGGCAACUAUGAUGGUGACAGUAGCAAUGACAACCAGAAGCCCGAUGGCAGACCAGCACGAGAUGAGGAAGAGCUGGGCAAUAGCUGGCAGACCACAGAGGACGAGGAAGAGGAGUGCCAGAAGAACAAGACAAGUCCUCCAUCUUGUGACUCAGCCUUGCAGAAGACUCUGUCGGGGCCAGAAUUCUGUGGACGGCUCGUGGUCUCCCCCGGAGCCUUUGAGGCAUGCCUGCCUCAUCUCAUGGCCCCUUUCUUCUUUGACAACUGCAUAUUUGACAUGUGUACCUUCCAGGGGCUACAGCGCGUGCUGUGUGCCCACAUGGCGGCCUCAACCGAGGCCUGCCAGGAUGCUGGCUAUGUGGUAGAGCCCUGGAGAGGACCCCAGUUCUGCCCUCUGGCCUGCCCAUCCAACAGCAAGUACACCAUUUGUGCCAAGCUGUGCCCCGACACGUGCCAUUCCAGCUUCUCUGGCAUGUCCUGCCGGGACCGAUGUGUGGAGGGCUGCGAGUGCAACCCCGGCUUUGUCCUCAGUGGUCUCCAGUGUGUCCCCCGCUCCCAGUGUGGGUGCCUUGAUUCCACAGGCAGCUACUUCAUGGCAGGGCAGCAGUGGUUCAAGCCAGGCUGCAGACAGCUCUGUAUCUGUGAGGGCAACAACAAAAUUCGCUGUGUGCUAUGGAGGUGCCAGGCCCAGGAGGUCUGUGGUUGGCAGGAUGGCAUCUAUGGCUGCCAUGCUCAGGGGUCUGCCACCUGCACUGUCUCAGGGGACCCCCACUACCUGACGUUUGACGGAGCCCUGCACCACUUCAUGGGCACCUGCAGCUAUACCCUGACCCGGCCUUGCUGGUCGAGGUACCUCGAGAACUACUUCGUCGUGAGCGCCACCAACGAGUUCCAAGGUGGGAACUUGGAGGUCUCCUACGUGAAAGCCGUCCACGUACAGGUCUUCAACCUCAAAAUCUCGCUGAUCAAAGGCCGCAAGGUCGUGCUGAAUGGUCGCCGGGUGGCCCUGCCCGUGUGGUCUGCACAAGGUCGGCUAAGCACGAGGCCCAGUGGCUCCUUCAUCCUCCUCUACACGAAUUUUGGGCUUCAAGUUCGUUAUGAUGGGAACCACUUGGUUGAAGUGACGGUGCCCUCCACCUACGCUGGCCGGCUCUGUGGGUUGUGCGGGAACUACAACAACGACAGCUUAGAUGACAAUCUGAAACCAGAUAAAAAGGCUGCAGGCAACUCCAUCCAACUGGGGGCCGCCUGGAAGUCAAAUGAGUACUCUGAACCUGGCUGUUUUAUUGCUGGUGGCAAGCCUCCCAGGUGCCAGGGGAACAAAGUGGAAGACACCUGGAAUAACUGUGACAUCUUAAUGAACCCUCUGGGACCCUUCUCCAAGUGCCAUGGGGUGGUACCCCCGCACUCCAGCUUCGCCAGUUGUGUGCACGGCCAGUGUGGGACCAAGGGUGCCGCCCUGACCCUCUGCCGCUCCCUGCAGGCCUACGCAUCCCUGUGUGCCCAUGCCAGCCAGAGCCCUGCCUGGCGGAAUAGUACCUUCUGCCCUCUGAAGUGCCCACCUGGCAGCAGCUACAGCCCCUGUGCCAACCCCUGCCCAGCCACCUGUCGCAGCCUAAACACUCCACGAGACUGCCCGGCCACAUUGCCCUGUGCCGAGGGCUGCGAGUGCCAGAAAGGCCACGUCCUGAGUGGAACCUCCUGCGUGCCCCUCAGCCAGUGCGGCUGUACUGACCCAGGGGGCUCCUACUACCCGGUCGGGGAGAGCUGGUACACGGACAGCACCUGCUCCAGGCUCUGCACCUGUUCCACCUUUAACAAUAUCUCCUGCCUCCAAACCUCCUGCAAGCCUAACCAGAUGUGCUGGCCCCUGGAUGGGCUGAUACGCUGCCGGGCCGCAGGUAUGGGCGUGUGCCGGGUCUCGGACAACUCUCACUCUGUGAGCUUUGAUGGCAGUCACCAUGCCAUCAGGAGCACCUGUACUUACGUCCUGGUGAAAACGUGCCACUCUACCAUGGACCUGCCCUUCUUCAAGAUCAGUGGCAAGAAUUGGAAAAGAGAAGGCCAAACCCCCACUUUCUACCUCCACCAGGUCAACAUUGAUGUCUUUGAUUCCCUGGUCACCCUGAAAAAGGGCCACCGUGUGCUGAUCAAUGGCAAGCAGGUCACCCUUCCGUCGACCAGCCAGAUCCGGGGUGUCAGCAUCUCUGCCAGUGGGGUCUACACUGUACUCAGCAUUCACAUUGGGCUGCAAGUCAAGUUUGAUGGCAGUGGGUUCUUGGAGAUCAAACUCCCUAGAGCCUAUUAUGGCAAGGUCUGUGGCAUGUGUGGGAACUUCAACGGUGAGGAAGAGGAUGAACUAACAAUGCCCAGUGAUGAACUAGCCCAGAAUGACAUUGAAUUUGUGGACAGUUGGCAAGAUAAGGAGGCCGACCCAAAUUGCCAACAAGAUUACCAAAAAGGUGACCAAAUGAAGACCAAAAGAGAACAGCAGGGGAAGACAAAUGCAAACUGCAGGCCAGCUGACCUAGGGAGAGCCCAGGAGCAAUGCGAAGUGGCCUUCCAGGCUCUGGCCUGGGCUGAGUGUGCUACUCGUGUGGCCCUUAAGCCCUUCCUGCUCGGCUGUGCACAUAACCUCUGUGAGUCUGGAGACCUAAACCAUGCCCUCUGUGAGUCUCUGCAAGCCUUUGGAGCUGCCUGCCAGGCCCAGGGACUCAAGCCCCCAAUCUGGAGAAACAGCAGUUUCUGUUCUCUGGAAUGCCCCACCCACAGCACCUACAUGACCUGUGCUCCCCCCUGCUCACCUUCCUGCUGAGACUUGCAAGGACAGUGCAAGUAUGCCAAAGUCCCCUCCACCUGCAAGGAGGGCUGCGUUUGUCAGCCUGGCUACUACUAUGUGCUCAGUGAGCAACAAUGUGCGCUCAGGACUCAAUGCAGCUGCAUGGAUGCCCAGGGUGGCUCCGUUCCCAUAAGUGGGGGGCAGAAGAAGACCUGGCUCUCCAGUGCCUGCACCCAGAGCUGUAUCUGCAGAGCAGGAGCCAUUCAGUGCCGACCUUUCAUCUGCCCCUCUGGCUUCUACUGCCAGCCCAACUCCAACGGCAAUGGCAGAUGUUCCCCUGACAAGUCGGAACAAUGCUCAAUUUUGGGGGACCCCCAUAACUGCACAUUUGAUGGCGUCAGCUAUAGCUUUCAGGGCCAUGUGACCUACACUCUGAUCAAGACCGUGCACAUGCUCCCCGAUGGAGUGGUGCUGGUCGUGGAGGGACACGACAAGAUGUAUAUGUCCCUCAACCUGAUCUUCCUGCACAAAAUCAUCGUGAUGGUCUACAGUUAUACAGUCCAGCUCCAGGCCGAACUGCAGCUUGUGGUCAGCGACCAGAAGAUGGCCAUCCCCUACAACUCCAGGCACCUGCAGGUUACCAUGCAGGGCCUCCGGCUGUAUCUGGUCACUGACUUUAAUCUGGUUCUUGCUCUGGAUGCCCCCUUUCUCCUGCAGUGAUCUCUGCCUAGCACAUACCAGGAGCUUGGGUGUGGCCUGGGGAACUUUGACAAGAACCAGAAGAAUGCGUUUAUGCUGCUCAGUGGCGCCCUCACUCAGAACCUCAACAAUUUCAGCAACAGUUGGAAAGUGAAGAUGAAGCGAGGCCUCUCCUGCUUCUCAAGGGCCACCCAAGAAGAGAAGGAAAGAGAAGAGUCAGAAUGCUGCCUGGUGCAGCUGGAGCUCAUCAACAGCACCCAGGCAUGUAGGGUGCUGGUGGACCCCCAGCGCCCCUUUGCUGCCUGUCGCCAGACUGUGGCUCCAGAGCCCUUCCAGGAGCACUGUGUGUUUGAUAUGUGUGUCACGCGGAACCCCAAAGAGCAGGAAGAGCUGUGCUGCCAGGUCCUCAGUGGGUACGCCAUCAUCUGCCAGGAGACAGGCAUCACCUUGGCCAGCUAGUGGGGCCACAGCCACUGUGAAAGCCUGUGUCUACGGAAACCCUGUCAGAAUGACGGGCGAUGUCAGGAGCCGGGCACCCGCUUCACCUGUGAGUGUGAACUUGGUGAGGGGAGAGACCUCUGCACAGAGCCUGAGGAUGCGCCAUUUUCCAAAAAGCCAGUGUCCAACUUUGUGGCCAUCCUGUUGGGAAUGCUGGUGCCUGGGGUGGUCAUAGUGCUGGCAGUGACCCGAGAAUAUGUUUCCAGGAAGAGGAGAAGGAGGGAGAAAAUGCAGAGCCAGAACAGAGGCAGGCUGGCAGACACAGACUUUGUUCCAGAGCCUGCCUUCAAAGUCACUCAGUUUUGA